Molecule: messenger RNA, 6729 nt
Organism: Closterium sp. NIES-65
Lineage: Eukaryota; Viridiplantae; Streptophyta; Zygnematophyceae; Desmidiales; Closteriaceae
Source: the annotation of a GenBank genome assembly
AUGCUUCGAGACUUUGCGGUCGAGGCGGGCUUCGCGGUAAAGGUGGAGGACUCUAUGCUGUUCACACAGUUGGAGGCGGCUCGAGCGAGACUACUGGGACAGCCAGUGGUGGGAGAGGGGACGCGGGCUGAGGGACCGGGGGAGCAGAGAGGCGAGGCGGGACAGCCGGGUGGCGGGGGACAGUGGGGACAGCACCAGCUGCGGGGUCAGGUGGAGCGAGGGAUAGGUGGGCGGAGGGGACGGCAGGGGGAGCAGACGGGCCAGGACGGGGAGGGGAGACGGCACAGGCAGCAGCAGGAGAGCCAGGGGAGGCCGCGGGCCCAGGGCGCCGCGCCUCCAGGUUCGGCCUCGGAGGAGGGGCAGGGGCGGGAGCAGCAGAGAGCGGACGGAGGUACAGGAGGGGCAGCGGGAUUGGGAGGGGAGGGCCAGGGAGUGAGAGAGGCAGCAGGGGAUGGAGCAGGGGGGUCGGGAGGGUUGGGGGAGGGUAGAGAGGGGGAGGGGAGAGGACAGGUGGAUGGAGGAGAGGAGAGGGGGAGAGAGACGAUCGGAGAGGAGGCACCAAGGGACCAGACAGGGCAGCAGCCAGCGCAACAGCAGGGACCAGUCGGACGCACAGGCCGUGUAGGCACCGCCUCCCGCAUCCCAGACCUCACCUGCCGCGACGUUGGCCAGGGUCUGAUGGUUCUUGUGGAUGUCUCCAUAGCGGAUCCACAGCGGGAGGGGAACGUGCAGCUGAGACGGGCGACCCCCACACAGAUUGGAGUGGCAGCAGCUAGGCGGGUGCAGGAGAAGCUGCGGCACUGGGGGCCGCACUUAGAGGGGCUGCAGCCGGCACCACACUUUUACGCGUGCGUGGCGGAGACCUUUGGCCUUCUGAGUGAGCCGCUACGUGAGUUUCUGGGGCUCUGCGCAAAGAGGAUAGCACAGCGGAGGAGGGAUAGAGGUGGGGGGGAUGACGGAUCGGCACGGAUAUUUGAGGCAGGACUCACUACACGCCUCUCCGUUGCACUGCAGCGCGCGCAGGCUCAAUGCAUGAUCCAGCAUGCGGUGCGGCAGUUAGGGGGAUCCGACGACGGGUGGAUGCCCGCACCAGUCCCACUGGGUGCGGGGCAGGGUACUUGGCACCACGUCACAGGUCACACCCCCUGCCCCCUCAUGCCAUCCGCUCCCCCCGCCCCUACCCUCCGCGUGCCCGCUCCCUUGCCGCCUCUUUUGACCCUCCCUGCCCCCCCUCGCCGUUUCCCACCGCCCGCCAUUCGCUCCUCCCCGCCCGUGCGCUCCCCUCCUUUACCUUCUCCUCCCCCCUCCCCUCCUCUGCUGCACGCCUCUUCCUUCCCCUCGCCGACCCACUCCACUCCCUGCCCCUCCUCAAUCCGCACCCUGCCCCUCGUAUCUCGCCCCCCUAUGCUUGGUUUCUCCCCUCCCUGCCCCUCGCCGCCUUUCCCCGCUCCCCACCUCCCCCCUCUCCCUGCCCCCCCCACUCUCCCCCCCCCUUGUCCUUGGCUUCCUACCUCCCUGCCUCACCUUUCCCCCCUCCGUGUGCUCAGCUUCUCCCCUCCCUGCCCCUCCCUCCUCCCCGCCCUGCCCCUCAUUUUCCGCCCCCCCCCCCCCCACGCCCGGUUUCUCCCCUCCCCGCGCCUCCCUUUCUUUCUCCGUGCCUCUCCUUUGCUCCCUCCCUGCCCCCGCCUGCCCAUGCCCCUGUCUUUGGCUUCUCCCCUCCCUGCCCCACGUUUCUUCCCUCCCUGCCCCCCGUCUGCCCCUCCCUUGUUUUCCCCUCACCCAUUGCUUCUCUCCUCCCUGCCCUUGAUUUCCCACACCCCUGCCCUCGUUUCCUAUCAUCCAUGCCCCUCGUUUCCCCCCUUUCCCCUGCCCGUUGCUGCCCCUCCCCUUGCCCCCUCAACUCCCCUGCCCCCCGUACACCCCAAGUCCCAUCCAACCGCCCCCACCCUCCCCCGGCUGCCCGUUUCCGCUCUCCACCCCCCGCGACCGUGUGCGGCUUCCAACCGCCCAACGGUGGUGCGCACGGGGCGUUUCUUCGCAUGGGCAAGCCUCCCCGGGGGCCCCCCACCCCGCUGGGUCGUUCAUUACCGCCCCUCUCCCCUUAUCCCCCACCACGCCCCCAAGCAGGCCUUUCUCCCCCCAGCCCCCCGUCUCCCUGCCCUUAGUACCGCCGCGCUCUGCCCGUGCGUCACCCUCGCCCACGUCAUACCACCUCCCCCUUCUCCCUCCCCCGGCUUCUCCCUAUCAUCACCCGCAUGUUCCCCCACUCCCCUGUCCACAACGUCCCUCCUCCACCCCCCCUCCUACCUUCCCCACUCCCACUCUGCCCCCCACACCUCUACGAGCCGUACCUCCCCCUCCAGCCUUCCUUUCCCCCCCAGCUACUUCCGCAUCCAGUGUGGGCUGCACCCCUGCAUCCUGCCCUGCCAGGCCCUUCGAGGACCCAACUGCCGCCACCUGACACCACGCCGCCUUUCCCACCCCCAUCCAAUCUCUACACCUCCUGCCCCUGCUCCCUGCGCAAUCCAGCCACCUACCCCAGCCUCCCUCUACCUCUCCCUAACUCCACACUGCCGGUCCUACCCCCAGCCAGGGUCUACACCCCUUGCUUUUGCUCCCUGUGCUGUGCCGUCCCCAACCUCCUCUCCCCCUUCUCCAACACCCUCCAUAUUUCCUCCCCCCUGGGGCUCGCCCAUCCGCAGCGCCUCCUUUCGGUGCCCUCUCGGCCCUCCCACGUUCUCACCCCCCGCCUUCCAACCUUCUCAUUACCCGCUACCAGGCUCACGCCAACUCGACUACCCACUACCCUUUGCCCCUUCCUCUCUGUUCCCCACCCUUCCUUCCCCACUUGGCUCCACCUGCCCACCCCCACCUCCCGUGGAAUUCUGCCCUGCCCUCCCCACCUCUGGCCCACCACCUGUCCCCACACUCUGCUCGCCCACCACUACAUCACCCCCGCCCCCCCACCUCCACUACAGCCCGCCAACACUUCCCCUCUCAACCGGCCCCCAGCCCGCCCCCCCCCUUGGGCCCCAAUCCCCUCCAACCGUCAGGCCCCCUCUACCCUCUCUUCCCCCCACUGCGCACCGCUUUCCCCACCCUUUUUCCAUUUCCCCAAGCCAACCCCCCGCACCCCGGCCUCUGCCAGGGAGAGCAGCAGAGGCUGCAGAGGGUGGGGCAGCAAAGGCUGCACGGGAAGGGGCAAUGGGGGUUGUGGGGGAAGGGGCAGCAGAGGUUGCAGAGGAAAGGGCAGCAGAGGCUGCAAGGGAAGGGGCAGCAGCGGCUGCACGGGAAAGGGCGGCAGAGGCUGCACGGGAAGGGGCGGCAGGGACCGUGACUCUGGCCAGGCAAAGGGCAGAGGCCAUGGAGACAGGGGGAGGUGCUACGGGGGCAGCGGGGAAGGGGGUAACGGGGACUGGUGCGAGGGAGAGUGCUGCCCCGGCUGUAGCAAGAGAGGGUACGGCAGGGGCUAGAGUGGGAGAAGGGACAACAGUGGCCUCAAAGGUAGAAGGUGAGGCUGUAGCUGAAGCAGCAGGGAGGGCCAUAGCACGGCCAGUAGGGGCGGCAGGGGCCGCAGCAAACGCGGGGAAACACACAGCAGGGCCGGCAGAGACUGCAAAAGGGGCUAGCAGUAAAGCGGCAGCAGGCGGGGUGGGCUCGGAGGACAUAGGGGCAACAGGGGAAGGAGAGGUGAGUGUGGUCCCGACCGGGGUGGGCACUGAAGAGGGGGAUGUGAUAGCGAUAGAGGAGGAUGAGGGAGAGGAUGUGAUGCACAUUGACGGGCCACUGGCCCAAUACCUCACGCCUGACGGUGAGGCCGACCCGGCCCCCCUGCAGCCUCACGUCGAGGUUCCCCCUCUACCCCCCAUGCCCGUCCCCAUGCUAGCAGAAGGACCGAUGGAGGGGCUGGGGGAGACCUUGAGGACAGAGCCGCACGAGGGAGCCCCCAUCCUCACCUCCCGUCCUCCAGCCCACCCACCCCCAAGAGCACCACUUCCCCACCCCCACCCUCAGGUCCCGGUAGUAUCCAGGGGGGCAGCCAAGGCCCUGGCCUUCUUGGCGGAGCCGUGCUCCCCGACCCCCACGUUGCUCCAUGGCCAGCCCCCCUCUCCGUCCCCAACCCCUGACCCCACGGUUGCAGGCGGUCCACCGGGAGAGCACGCGGCACACCUCUGCCCCCACCCUCAGGGGCUCCUUAGAGCACCACGUGGAGCAGCCAGGGCUCUGGCCUUCCUAGAGGAGCCAUGCUCCCCGACUCCUACCAACACCCAGCCACCCCCUACCGGCCCACUACCCCCCCCUCCACCAGGCCCCCCCCCCACCCGCCCCUCGACCCCCACCUCCAACCCCCCCUCCCGGCCGGGUUCCCCACGAGUGGCCCCGUUGGGCAGCCAUCACCCCCUACACACAGCCCGCCCGAUCUGUUCCCACGGAGCGGGAUGUUUCGAGGAGAGAGGGGAUGCACACAGAGCACCCCCCGCCUGGCGAACCACCCAUCCUCCCUCCACCCACCCCUUUGGCCCCACAGCCCCCCCUUCCUUCACAAACAGGCGCGGACAACCAGGUUGGCCGCCGGCGGAAGAACAGGGGCAGAGGAGGCAGAGGGUCAGCCCACCCCGACCACCAAACCUACACUCCCGCCCCGCUCCUGCACCUCCACAGGGCCAUGGGAGCGGACCAGCCCACUCACCCCCAUUCUGCCCCUCUCGUGCUGUGUCCCCCUCCCAGGUGGCGGCGGCCGCGAUCGCUACUGGGAUGGAGGCCGUCGGGUUGAGGGAUGCGCCCAUGGAAGACGCCACCGACUCCCCCUCCCAUCCCUCCCACCCCUUCCAUGUCGACGACCCCCUACCGCAACCCAUGGUGAUUGGGGAGGGCCAAGGGGGCCUUCUAGGGCAGGGCAGGCAGGUCUUCGAGACCCCAGAGAAGGUGAGGGCUGGCAUUUCAGAUUUGCUGGCGAUACACCGCCCGAGCAGCUCUCCGGCUGCCCCCACCCUUCCAGUCCCACAGGACCGGACCCGGACGUAUGCGGAGGUCACCCGGUCUGUCCCUUCUUUUCUCCCCCCCGCCACUCAGCCAGGCGCGUCACUCCCGACCCCAAUGGAGACGGACCAGGUUCUGAGGCCGUGUCACGCGCACCUAGAUGGGGUGGCGCCUCCCCCCGUUCACCCCGUGGCGCAGGAGGUCACCAGCAGUAGGGAUGAGGCAUCCGCCCCUACCGAGACCCCUCCGCCUGGGGUAGCAGAGCCGUCACUUGAACCGCACCCCGCCGAGGGGCAGGAGCACACCACGGCACACACUUCAGGCUCACCUCCACGUCCCCCCUCCCCAGCUUCGACACCGGUACCGGUACGAGGCCCGGCCCUAUCCUGUGCGACACCACCUCUAUCUUCGCUGACACCCCCCAUGCACGGGGCUGGUGAGUCGUCUCCUCCCCUCAUCCCAGGCGAUCCUCUCGGAGCUCAGGCCGCCCACGGGGUCCCCUCUACAGCCAGUUCCGACGCCACGGCCCCGAUUGACCCCGCCGACACGGCGACAUCACCCGACCAGGUCGUGAGUUGCCCCACCUGCAGGAGCUCUCUCGCGAACCGACGCGCGCUCCAGCACCACAUUCCCUUCUGCCAUCCUGCGGACGCGGCUCGCAGGGCGCAGGCUGCCCAGGACACCGCCUCGAUCAUCCCUUCCCUCUCACAGCCCCGUGCGACCGGGAUACAGUUCACCGACGCACAGUGGCAGACGCUCGACUCGGUGGACUGGACAGAGUACUUCUCGCCCGAGCGUAUCCAUGCACGCCCUCUCCGACGUGUCCCGGAGAGGGUCCGCGGAGGAUAUCUCGACGUCCUCAGUGCGAUCCUAGUCCGCAUUGCCCAGGACCCGGAGGCUGCUGGCCCUACCUUCCUCCUCGCUGCAGCGCCGACUCUUUUCCUUGUUCCAGCGACGCCACCCGACCGCUCGCACACGGCUGCCAUUGCAACGCGCAUCUCCCGCUUUGGUCGAGGUGAGUGGGCUGAGCUAGUCUCAGAUGCACUAGGCCGUCGCACACCCCUUCCUCGGCGCACAGGUCACCGGUCACGCACCGCCACCGAUCCCUCUACAGCAGAUGAGCGCCGCAUUGCACGUUGUCUUCGUCUGGCAGCGUGCAAUGAGACCUCACGGGCGUGCGCGGCUCUCGAGUCCGCGGAGGCAGCCCCAGAUACACAGGGGACGAUACAGCGCCUGCAGUCGAAGCACCCCAACGCGGAGAGGCCGACCCCAGCUUGGCAGUCUAGCUUCCAGGGGUCCCCUCUCGUGCUCUCGGUGGAUCACUUACGCCGCGCGAUUUUCACAGCUCCGCGGGGCUCUUCGGGAGGACCCCCGGAGUUUCAGUGCCUGAUCCCCUUCAUCGGCCUCUUCUACGGGACGCCCUCGGAUCUCCACUACAGGUCAGGCACGGGAGUGGUCACGAUGCACUCGGAGCGGGGCACUCGCCAGGGAGACCCUCUCAGCCCCUUCUUGUACGCUCUGACACAAGCGUCUUGCUUUGGAGCCGGUUUCUGGUGGAGGGGGAUGUACCAGCUCUGGUCGUACGCCGAUGACACGUACGUGCUAGGUCCCCCAGACAGGGUGCUGCACCACUUUGCCGAGAUCGUGAGGCGCUUGGGCGAGAUGGGCCUUGCAGCCCAGCCGCACAAGUGCCUCGUCUACCAGACAGAGUCCUUUCUGUCCAGGGAUCUGGAGGCCUUCACGGCCUAG